GAAAGUAUGGAAACAACGACGCAGAAUUCACUCUGUGGCCUGAGAGACUCCUCCCAUAAGAUCCAACUCCGACCGAUACUUCACCCUUUUAUCCGUCGUGGUGACUCGUUUGACUACUCGCACCUGCCCCGACUGCGACUCCUCGACGUACACAUCCUGGGUCAGAUCGCGCUUCCUAGUCCAUACUAUUACUCUUCUGUUCUCCUUCUCUGCUUGACCGGGGUUAUGCUGCAGGAUCUCUCUGUUGCAGUUCUCGGAGAUGACAGUAACGUCGAGUCUGAACCUCUCAGCUAUUUGAUCCAUGGUUUUGGAGACAGAGGUUGGAUAAGGCUGAAGCGAGGCUGAAUAUAGCCAGUCACCUGGCCUCGUGCCCUUAAAGUGCGUAACUGCCCCUCAUCAGCCCAACAACAUUUUCAUUCUCAUGGAUCCUGUGUCUUUGGCUCUGUCUAUUGUCGGGGCCUUGGAUAUAUGCCUCAUGUACGGCAAGCGCCUCGUUGAACUAUGUCGUGACAUACGCAACGUCCGAAACGACAUCGCCCAGAUUGCCUUGGCUAUCGAAGGUGCAUGGCUGAAGACAGAGGUCCAGCUGGGUUUGUUGAAGCGCUUAUCGAGGUCUGGAUCGUUAGACCCUGCCUUGAGUGCCCAUUAUGGAAAGGCUCUUCAGCGACUGCGGGUGAAGAUUUCAGGAGCUGUGACGGGGUUUGAGGCGGUCCACAAACGCUCGGUUUCUGCUACUAAGUUUCCCCACAAUGCGUGGACUGUUUAUUUAAAGCGACAUCUUGAGGAAGUGGUUAGUGAUCUCGAAGAAUGGCAGCGCCGGUUCGAUCCGUCGUGGUAUCUUAUUACUUUCAUUGCGAGCCCUCUUGUGGACAAGCAGUUGGAGUCAAAGCAUGAGGAGCCUUCAGCGGCAAGGCUGUUGGAAAUAAGAGAGGCUGUGAGACAGAUUUCGUCUACGGAGAAUGCGACAAACGAACCUGUCUUCAAAAGUCCGACGCUUGUAGAAGAACAGCGCCAGCAUAUCUCGGGCACUAACACCUAUAUCUCUCGCUAUGUUGACAGUAGAUGGGAAAUCCUAUUAGAUAGUACGAGCUACACCCUCAGAUCAGCUUCGACAAGCAGAGCCCAUGUCAGAGACCUAGCACGACUCCUCCACCAUGUUGUCCCCCCAACAUUCAGCCUCUUGAAAUGCGAAGGUGUGAUCGAGGUCCUUACAGACCAAGAUACCCAAUACCAGUUCAUCUUUGGGAUCCCCCUCGGUCUAACUUCCCCGAGAACCCUUCGCAGCCUUCUUAUGGAAUGCCCACUUAUCUCCCUGAGCAAGUGCGUCCAACUCGCUAAGCAACUCGCCCGGUCCAUUAUGUUCGUCCAUACAACCGGCUUCGUGCACAAAGGGAUUCGCCCGGAAACAAUUCUUAUCUUCCACGAAGGUAAUCAAGAUAUCGGUCCUUCUUUCCUGGUUGGGUUCGAGCGUAUCGGACGUGCAGAAGCUCAGACUGAUCUACUUGGCGACCUGGAGUGGGAAAGGAACAUCUACCGACAUCCCGUGCGGCAGGGGCUUUGGUCCGAAGAAGCGUUCAUCAUGCAGCAUGACAUUUAUAGUCUUGGAGUCUGUCUGCUUGAGGUUGCGCUUUGGGUAUCUUUUGUUCGCCAUGAUGGCAACGGGAUGACCACUCCUUGGUCUGACCUGGACAUCUAGGAUGCCAUCUCAGAUAAGAUCCCGGCGUGGAGGAUUCGCCAUG
Aspergillus alliaceus is the source of this 1739-nucleotide messenger RNA. RefSeq lists its product as uncharacterized. Gene Ontology annotation, molecular function: protein kinase activity; ATP binding. The transcript is spliced from 2 exons. Gene Ontology annotation, biological process: protein phosphorylation. The coding region runs from base 422 to 1696 and encodes 424 amino acids. The record is from RefSeq and is a predicted model, not a curated record. Lineage: Eukaryota; Fungi; Ascomycota; Eurotiomycetes; Eurotiales; Aspergillaceae.